GUAGCCCUUGCUUGAGAGGAUCCUUGAAAACUCCCAAAACCUCUCCUUUCUCUCUCCAUAUAUAAACACAUUUCACCAUCUUCCCAUCAAAAAUUGUUAGGUCAAAUUACAAUACCAAAAUUCAGUGUCUCUCUCCUCGCCCCACCCCUCUCUACACAACUCUCCCUCCACAACAGAGCGACGUAAGAGAGGAGCAUAAAUAAUAUCAAACAUAGGAAAGAAGGCGAUAUGAGCAAUAGCAGCGGCGGCGGCGGGGCUGCUAGGGUCACGAUCCCGGAGAGCGUACGGAAAACGAUACAAAGCAUUAGGGAGAUCACAGGAAAACAACACAGCGAUGAAGAUAUCUACUCUGUUCUUACAGACUGCUCCAUGGAUCCCAACGAUACCGCCCAAAAGCUUCUUUAUUUAGAUACAUUUCAUGAGGUCAAAAGAAAACGUGAGCGGAAAAAGGAGAUGCCAGGCACCCAAGGUAGAGGAGCUAGGGGUGGUCGAGGAAACCAUUCUGCAAAUCAUGCAUAUCCUGAUGCAGUGGGUGUAAGGAAUGCAGCUCCUCGAAGGGAAAAUGGAGCCACUCACAUGACAGAGAGGGCUCCUUCAACAGCUGGGCAGAAAACAAAUAAUAAGGCAGUCACUGAGAUAAAAGCUUCAACUGUCACACCUAACGGUCCUUCAAGUUUACCCAAUGGUGGCUCUUCUCUUGGACAUAGCCCAGAAUCACCUGCCCGUGGAGUUGUCCAUUCCACUAAAGAUGGCUCAGAUAUUGAUAAAAAGAAGCCAGGCACUGCACUGCUCCCUACUCCAUCAUCACCUGCAACUAAUCAGAUAUCUGAGCAUAUGAUUCAAGUUCAGCAAGGAAAGCCCGCAUCAAGUUCAAAUGACCAACCAACUUCUACCAUUUCAGCAUCUGUACCUGGUGUUUAUUCCUCUGCUUCAGACCCUGUAUUGGCACCAACUAUGACUUGGAUUUCUGGUACAAUUGGUGCAAUUAAACAGGAAGUAGGAAGCCAGCAAAGAGCUGCAGGAUCAAAUCAAAUUCAAGGAAAUAACCUUGUUUCCGACGAUGUUGGAUCAGAGUUGCCCAAGAAUGAAAUAUCGGCUUCUACAAUUAUUCACUCUGUGAUCAAAAGAAAGGUACCAGGCAAAUCCGCAAAUGAAAAGCCGGAGUCAUCAGAAACUCUGCAGCCUUCUUUGCCAGCAGAUGACACUUCUUUGGCUGUUGGGUCUUCUAGUUCAUCACAAGAUUCAGAUAUCCCUUCAAAAGCAGUCUCAUCUGAGGAUGCGCACACUGAUGACAGUUCUUGCUUGUUGCCUGUACAAACUGUCACCAAUGGACAUGUUACAUUUCCAAAUCACUUCAAGGUACCUGAAGCUUUAAAGAGUGGGUUGACUUUUGGAAGCUUUGAUGUUAAUUCUGGACCGGGAACAAAAAAUUGCAAUGGUAAUAGCUGUGACAUUAACUCUACACAUGCUACUGAAUCAUCUCAUGGGACUGAUGAAACUGCUAGAGAAACUUCGUCUAGCAAUCAAAGUAUUUCUUCAACUGUAUUAGUGGAUCAUCCUGAUCAACUAGAAUCUCCUGAACAAGUGUUUGAAAACGCAACAAAGUCAGAAGGCAUUGCUACUUCUGAUGCAGACCCAAAAAGUAAUAAAGCAUCACAAGAAAUGAUGCUACUUCCAGAAGGCCAACAGAACUCUGUGGUUCAAAUUGCUCCAAGCUAUGGGUUUGGGAUCGUGUCAACCGUGCCAGGGGGUCAACUUGUACAGAUCGAAGGAUAUGAAAGUCAGACACAGGAUGUCUCUUGUCUUUCAGGCUUUGUUAGUGAAAAUCCUAUGGCUUCAUCAAUUCCAAGUCCUAGUCCAAGUCCACCAGUACAGAACUCUGUAGCUGUUUCUCCACAGCCAAUGGUCUUCAGGCCACCUUAUCCUCCUAGCUAUUUCCCGUAUGGGCAUUUCUUUAACCCUUAUUUUAUACCGCCUAUGCAUCAAUUCUUGAGCCACAAUGGACUGGCUCAACAGCCAUCAACUGGCAAUGCAUAUCUUACACCUACUGCAACUGCACCUGCACCUGGUGUUAAAUUCCCUUUCCAACAAUUCAAGCCAGGAACUAGUACUGGAAAUCCGACUCCUAUUGGAAUGCAGCCCAUAUAUGGUUCAUAUGGUUCCUCCCCUGUUAGUUUCAAUCCUGUUCCAGCUGUGACCUCUGGGAGCCCUGCCAGCAAUGAGGAUGUAUCAGCAUCUCAGUUGAAGGAAAGCCAAAUCUACACGACAGGACCAUUGAAUGACGGUUCAGCCUGGAUUUCUCCACCAGGGCAAGAGUUAUCCAGCUUGCAUCUUAAUUCUUUGUACCACAUCACCCCUCAAGGACAGCAUCUUGCUUUCUCCCCUGCGCAGGCUGGUCAUGGCCCAUUCCCUGGAAUUUAUCCACCAGUGCAGGCAAUAGCUGCUGCUCCUUCAACUGUGAAUCCACAUCUGCAACAACCUCAGGCUGUUUCAGCAGCUGUUGAAACUUCAGCACACCCAUCCAGUGCUUAUCAACAAACUCAUCUCGGACAAAUCAACUGGAACUCUUAUUAAGCCAACAAAAAGUAAAAUAGAUAACAAGGUUAAAAUCUCAGUGUUGUGGAAACGAUUGGCCAGAUAUUUGAGUGUAAAUAUAAAGUGCCGCCAGAGACUUUAGGUUAAUACAAUAGGUGGGAUACAAAAUGCUGACAUUUAAGUUACAGAACAGAAUGAUAGGUGCAGGUUUUUGUUGUUCAGCUUUGACUUAGUUAUUUUUCUCCCCACCUUUUCCUAGUAUGUUUUAUCUUUGACAGUGGGACUUCUAUGGAAUCCUAAUAGGAAUUUGAAAGGUUGAGUGAGAGUAGGUGAGAUUUAGCAAAUUUUUCCAGUCAGAUGUCUCACCUGUAAAUUAAAUUUUGGGAACAGUCAUUUUAUACAACUGUAAUUGGUAUAAUUUUUAGAAUUGGCAGUUUUAAUUAAUUGGUGCAAUCACUUCUACA
Messenger RNA from Jatropha curcas, 2999 nucleotides. It is a transcript of the gene GIP1, whose product is annotated as GBF-interacting protein 1. NCBI's taxonomy places the organism in Eukaryota, Viridiplantae, Streptophyta, Magnoliopsida, Malpighiales, Euphorbiaceae. Gene Ontology annotation, cellular component: nucleus. The record is from RefSeq and is a predicted model, not a curated record.